UGACGCAUUCAGUUUUGAUUUAAGUUCGGUACGGUGCGGUACAAAGCCACGGAAACUAAUUGUCUAUUUUUUGUUCACGUAAAUUACGACAAAUUUGCAUUUUUGUGUUAUCUUUUCUUGUUUUGAUUGUUUUUGUGUGAUUAUUUCUUUUGCUUUGUGAUUUUUCGAAUUGUCGCCUCAAGUUGGCUGAUAGGUAGUUAGGUAGGUGAAGUCUCUCAGCAUUGUUAACAAGCUUCGUACUAAGGUCCGUGUACGCGUCGGUCUGGCGGUGUUACGGUUUUCGAAAGUUAACGUGUCCGGACUAUAAAAUUGCACAUUGUUUUAUCUAGUACCAAUUAAUUUUCCCAUUUGCUUGUCGAAAAUUAUUUAGUUUAUAAAGAUACCAACCACCAUACAUAUUAAAGUGUCGGGAAUAAACCACUAAAAAACAACAGCAAGAAAACCCAAAAAAUUGUGCUUCAUCCAUUUGAGAUUAGGAAGAGGGUGAUAAAUAGUUCGAAAAUUCCAAACCAACAAACAAAUAUUUCAACAAAAAAAAAUUGAAUUGAAAAAUAAGUUUUUACGUGCUUGAUUGUUAUCACCUGUGAAAAAGACCGCCAAGUCGCCACAACAACACCUUCAAUAGCAAAUCACUUAUUUCCCUGUCGCCUCAUUGACAUUCAAUGAAAUAAAUUACACUGCCAUUUUGCGCUGAAAACGAGGUGAUUAGGCGCGAAACAAAUACCAAUGCUGAUACGCAGACGCACGAAUGAACAAUGAAGAGUAUUAUUUGUCAUCUUUUUAGUUAUAAUGGAUUAACAUUAAUUUAUGUGAUAUUAGUCAGUACAAUAUUUUCAAUUUGCUCAGCACAUUCAACACCGCCCUGUGGCUUAUAUGGUGCGCCUCCAUGUCGGUUUCUACCGGCACCACCCGGCCAGACGCCAUCAUGUGCCCGACCAGGAAAAACCUACUGUGAGCACAUCGACAACUAUCCAACAUAUGUCAUCAAACACCUUGUUCAAAAAUGGGGAUACGAAGCAAAGAAUCUACUAGUCGACGAAACAUGGGACGAUUUUGCCGCGGUGGCAUGGCAUGAAACACCUGUGUUUUAUGACCCGGCUUACAUAUUUCCGCAGCACAACAACGGAAAAGACUUCAGUGGCUAUAGCUAUGAUACGCCACCUUAUGGCAGUGGCAGUGGCAGCGGUUCCUCAAACCACUACAAUGACGAUCCCUAUCAGUAUACCAAAUCCUCAACGACUGAAGGUCCCACAUAUUUGCUAUACACCUCGGCAGGUCAACGACUAAAUUUCAACAAAAAUCAAAUGUCUUCAUUUGCCAGCAGCAGCAGUAGUAGCAGCAGCAGUAAUACAAAGACCACACCUAACAAUCCCACGCUGUGGCUGAAACGGAUAGUACGUGACAUCAGCAAGAAGGCCACGGCACAGAAAACGGAAAGUCCUCUAAUUAUCGAUACCAUCGAUGGGGAAGAUGCUUCGAAACAUCACGUAUCGAGCCGUGAUGUAUCACUCAAUAUGGAUCUCUUGGAUAUUGUGGGUGUUGACAGAGGCAGCAAAUCGCGCGUCCGUCGUCAAAGUCCUGGACGCAUGUCACUUUGCCCAACCACAUCUCAAUUUAUAACGCCUCAAGCAGCAUUGAACAGUAAAGGUAACUGGAUGUUUGUGGUGAAUGAAGCCAGUACAGCUAGACAAAUGGUGAAAGCGGAAUUAUGCGCUUCCAACACCUGCACCAAUCUUUGCCAAUUGCCAAACGGUUAUAAUUCCAGAUGCGAGCAGAAAUUUGUACAAAAACGCCUGAUUGCCCUGCAAGGAAAUGGGCAAAAUCUGUAUACGGAUAGUUUUUGGUUCCCCAGUUGCUGUGUCUGCACAAUAGCCGCCAAUUAGUACCAAUCUAUUUAAACAACAACUACAAAAUUUAAAAAAAAAAAAAAACAUAUUUUUAAUAUUAUUAUUUAGUUUUCAUUUUUCAUUGCAUUGUGUUCGCGAGAAGAGGCGAAACCUAACUAUUCCUUCAAGAAUUCUAUUUUCUAUUUUCACUAAGUGUACAAUUAAUUAAUUAAUGCGAUUAUGAAAAAACGAAUCAUUAAAAAUUAGUAAAUAAAGCAUCAUAAUCAUUUUCCAUGA
Messenger RNA from Musca domestica (house fly), 2123 nucleotides. RefSeq names its product protein spaetzle 5 (gene spz5). The coding region runs from base 756 to 1883 and encodes 375 amino acids. NCBI's taxonomy places the organism in Eukaryota, Metazoa, Arthropoda, Insecta, Diptera, Muscidae. Gene Ontology annotation, molecular function: Toll binding; growth factor activity. Gene Ontology annotation, biological process: regulation of Toll signaling pathway; innate immune response; central nervous system formation. Gene Ontology annotation, cellular component: extracellular region. The record is from RefSeq and is a predicted model, not a curated record. The transcript is spliced from 7 exons.